AUGGCUCAAUGCCCUCAUAGUAGCUCGCAGGCUUUGCAACCGCCAUCUGAAUCCCAAGCUGUCUAUCGCGAAGAGUGUACGCAAUGUUUUGACUCUGUGGAUGAGGAGACUGGCCUAAAUGUAUGCCUCAUUUGUUUCAACGGCGGCUGUACAGGAGAUCGAAACCAUGCCUUGCUUCAUUACAAGCGCUUUUGCCAUCCAUUAGCACUGAACAUCAAGAGGUCGCGAAAGAAGAUACAGCGUGGCGAACCUCCACAGAAAAUCUCAAGGCUCGCGAUUGCUGCAGAGACGGAUGAAGAUCGCUACGACACAGCAAUACGAGUCGUUUGCUAUGAGUGCCGCUUGGAUGACAUCGAUGCAUCCAGUGGCAACCUUGCAGUCGUGGUAGAUGGGGUAAUGAAGGCCAUGACGUUCUCUAAGAGAGAAGAGAUUAAAGCUUGGGAGCAAGAGUUCGUCCCAUGCGAGCAUACGCUUUGCUUAGUGCAACAAACCCCUAAGCAGACUGAGUCUCAAGAGCUGAGUCAGUGCACGAUGUGUACUUUGAAGGAGAACCUUUGGCUUUGUUUGGAGUGUGGUAACCUUGGUUGCGGACGCAGUCAGUUCGGGGGUUUGGGAGGAAAUUCACACGCGCUUGCGCAUUCUGACUCAACUUCACAUGCGGUUGCCGUCAAGCUUGGCUCAAUAACCGCCGAUGGGAGCGCGGAUAUCUACUGCUACAAGUGCAAUGAAGAAAGGACAGACCCCGACCUUGCCGCUCAUCUUGCUCAUUGGGGAAUCAAUCUGAGCGCGCGCGAAAAAACGGAGAAAAGCCUCAUGGAGAUGCAGGUUGAACACAACAUGAAAUGGGAGUUCUCAACCACAUCUGCGGAUGGCCACGAGCUCACCCCGUUAUUCGGGCCUGGGUUUACAGGUUUGACCAAUCUAGGAAAUAGCUGUUAUCUUUCGAGCGUGGUGCAAUGCCUCUUCUCCUCGCCGGAGUUCCAAAGAAGAUAUUACCAUAGCAACGAAGAGCCACCGUUAUCCCAACAACCUGCCCAGGACUUCGAGACGCAGAUGAGAAAGCUCGCUGAUGGCAUUCUUUCUGGGCGUUACUCAAAGCCCAAUGCAGACGUGAUUGCCUCGCCUGAUUCUCCCGAGGUGCCCCACCAGAAAGGGUUAUCGCCAGCAAUGUUUAAACAUCUUAUCGGUCGUGGUCAUGAAGAGUUCUCAACCAUGAGACAACAAGAUGCGUUUGAGUUCUUGCUUCACUUGUUUAAGCUGAUUCAACGCUCCCAAAGCCCCGAGGGCAGAGGCAACCCCAUUGAAAAUUUUCGGUUCGCUGUCGAGCAGCGUCUACAGUGUCUGUCCUGCAAAGGAGUCCGUUACAGAAUAGAUGAGCAAGACAACGUCUCUAUUCCUGUUCCAGUGCGUCGACAGCUGGGCAGAAAUAGCACGGACCCCUCUGCGGAUUUGGAGUUCGAAACAGUGACUUUCUCUGAAUGUCUCGAUGUUUUCACUGCUAAUGAAAUCGUUGAGCUCAGCUGUCCCUCUUGUGGAAGCAACAAUGGGUUCUCGAAGCGUUCGUCGUUUAGGACAAUGCCGCAGGAAUUAGUGCUAAACGCCCGACGAUUCGAAGUCGUUAAUUGGGUUCCGAGGAAAUUGGACAUCCCAGUGGAUGUCAGCGACGAACCACUAGAUUUCAGCCCAUAUGUUGGCUCCAUGAAGGAAGAAGGCGAAAAGCUCCUACCGGAAGACGAUCCAUCCGAUAGUGGGUUCUCGCCUGAUCAGAACAUCUUAAACCAGCUUCUUGCCAUGGGCUUUCCCAGAAUUAGAUGUGAAAAGGCGCUACAUGCGACCGGCAAUUCAGAUACCGAAGCUGCCAUGAACUGGUUGUUCUCUCAUAUGGAUGACCCAGAUAUCGAUAUACCGCUUGUGGGCAGCAAGGUUACCGGCCCCGCUAACAUGGCCCUACAGGAUCCCUCGAAAAUAGCUCAACUGAGUGAAAUGGGUAUCGAUGAGGAUCGAGCCAAAAGAGCACUGGCUGCGACAGGGGGCGAUGUGGAUCGAGCUCUCGAUUGGGUAUUCAGUCAUCCCGACGAGAUGCCUGAAUAUGACAGUCGUGAUUGUGACUCUGGUUCUCGGCUUCCCGCUAAUAGUAAUGUUCCUGGCUUUCAUGAAACCCCGGCUAGAUACCAACUUCGGGCCAUUGUUUGCCACAAAGGUACAUCAGUGCACGCAGGACAUUAUGUUGCAUUUGUGCGGAAGAAGCUGCCGGGCAGGGAUAAUCCUUCCUGGGUUAUGUUUAAUGAUGAAAAAGUCGUGGGAGUCGAUGAUAUUCAGGAUAUGAAAAAGUUUGCCUAUCUAUACUUCUUCUCUCGAGUCGAAGCUUGA
Aspergillus pseudoviridinutans is the source of this 2370-nucleotide messenger RNA. RefSeq names its product ubiquitin-specific protease UBP14. The transcript has 6 exons. Lineage: Eukaryota; Fungi; Ascomycota; Eurotiomycetes; Eurotiales; Aspergillaceae. The record is from RefSeq and is a predicted model, not a curated record. Bases 1 to 2370 code for a protein of 789 amino acids. Gene Ontology annotation, biological process: protein deubiquitination. Gene Ontology annotation, molecular function: zinc ion binding; cysteine-type deubiquitinase activity; protein binding.